This is a messenger RNA of Hippoglossus stenolepis (Pacific halibut), 3847 nucleotides long. RefSeq names its product putative monooxygenase p33MONOX. Gene Ontology annotation, cellular component: cytoplasm. The record is from RefSeq and is a predicted model, not a curated record. The transcript has 9 exons. The coding region runs from base 340 to 1272 and encodes 310 amino acids. Lineage: Eukaryota; Metazoa; Chordata; Actinopteri; Pleuronectiformes; Pleuronectidae.
GAUACUUGUCGGGAGCAGCGUCGUAGUCUCGUCCCUGAACGAAGAACCGUCCCUGAAGAACCGGACCGUGAUGGCGGCUCCUCGGCGGCUCCGUCCUGCUUCUCGUCCCGGUCCAGCGGAGGUCGGAUGGUCGCCCGCGUCCCAGUGCUCCCUGUGAAGACGCCAUCCCUCUAGGUUGCUUCCCUGGCCUUGCUGCUCACCCACAAUGCAUUGCCAGAGGCUUCUGUGUGUCUCCAACACGCCGCUGUAACGUUGCCAACACUCCAUCUUUAGCAGUUCGCAGUUUCGUAGCAGAAAGGUCCUGUCCUGGUUGGACCUGUUCAUUGUCUUUCUGAAAGCAUGUCUGGCUCAGGGGAUUUACCAGCCAUUGAGGGUUCCGGGAUGGGCGGGAUGAGGCUUCCCAUCGGGAUGACCCGACGGGCCCUCAGCUACGAUGACAACCUGGAGGCCCCCAUGUCCACGCCCCCCAAUGACAUCAGUAUCAACAACCUGUGGAGACGACCCAUCAUCCCGGAGAGGAAGUUCUCACAGCUGGCUGAGGAGGAUGAGAGCGGUGCAGUGAGUCAGCCUACGUUGCCGGACAGCGCCCUCACCAGGUCACCGGGCGUAGUGAAAACCAAGGCCUCUUCCGUCAUCAUGCAUUCCCUCAUCACCAAGCAGACCCAGGAUAGUGUGUACAGGUUUGAGCAGAGGGCGGGCCUCACCGACAGCAGCUACACGCCCCACAAGGGCCUCACCGCGGAGGAGACGAGGCUCCACCACCGCAUGCCCGAAUCCCUCCAGAAACUACAGAUCCAGAGUAUGGAGGCAAGAGAAGAGCGGCCGAACUCCUCGGCCCAGUCCACUCCAUCCAACACGCCUCACAACUCCCCAAAACGUGAACGCAGGAGCUGGUUUGGGAGUUCGGGGUCAGAGGUCAGUAUGAGCUCCUCCAACAGCAGCAUGGACAUGGGAGGAGAAACGGGCGUAGGCACGGUGGAGAAGUGGAGCGUGUUCACGACUCGUCCCUUCAUCCACAAGUCGACCUCUGACCUGGGAUCAGAUUCGUCACCUGCAGCAGGCUUUGCUCUGCAGGCGUACCGUGGCGCCCAGAAGCCGACCCCCAUGGAGGUGAUGAAGUCCCAGGCCACGCGGAUGACCGACGGCACCGACCCUCAGAAGGUGGCUCCUCCCAAGAUGGAGAUCCCCACGGUGGAAGGUCGUCGGCAGGGAGCGCGACCUCACAAGCUCAAACCCAGAGACAUGAACGUCCUGACGCCCUCUGGCUUCUGAGUCUGUGGAAGCCGCUUAAGGUCCCAUGAAAUAAAAACCUCACCGUGUUGUUACCAGGUAUCUCUGAACCCACAGUCACACCAUCCACCAUCUUACUACGACUACAGCAACACUGCUCGUUUUAAUAGUUUUAUACAUCGUUCCUGUUAGCAUGACACAGCGUAUUCACCACGGUAAAGAUCUGGGAACGCAGUGACGUCGCUAAAGAGAUGUUACGAAACCAUUGUGACCGCUGGAGUCUUGAAUACGUUACACGUUGCUUCCCUUUUGUAAAUAAUUUCUAAAUUAGUGACAUAAACUCGCAUAAAAGUUGCGAGAAAAGUAAAAGAAGUAAUUUCCCGGGAAAAGAAAAUUGCACUUUCACCUUGGUGACACUAAUAUACUUUAAAGAUGUGGCAUCAGAUCAAUACAUUUGUGUGCUGGUCGAUACCAGAGCAUCACAGUGGUCUUUUAUACAUUAAAGACUAUCUCAUGGGACCUUUAGCAGCAGCACCAGACAAACACGGAGCUGUCCAACAUCUUCACAGCUUUCCCAUCCGCGCUGCUUUGACGUAGUUACUGUGCUGCUUAGCUGUAAAAUCAAACAUUUCUCUUACUCGUCACUCUUCUAACUGUUACAUGUGUCUGCUGCAUGUUGACGUCAACUGAAAAUACUGAACCGAACCCCCCCCGAGUCCAAACGACACGGAGGGGUACUGUCGGAUUUAUUCCCUGAGAAAAAGUCGAGCUGAGGUUGAAGAUGAUUCUCUGUAAAACGCACUUUAUUCCCACUCGGCCCGACUCAAACCUGCUCUCCUGUUACUCUGCAAACCAACAUGUUGCUGUUGGUUUAACAUCUGAUCCCAAAAACCUCUCGUUCCUGUUCUCAAAGGGUUCAUCUCACUAAGCAGAGAGGAGACCAGAAGCAAAACCAAUUCCUUCAGUGUAGAUUCAUAGUUGAAAAGAACAAAAAAAUACAGAAAAAAAAAAUCGUUUGACUCAGGUAAUUUGGCAGGUUGCUGCUCACUGAAACGUUUCCACUGAUUUGUUUUGUGUUACAGUUCAUCUCUAAUAAUGUUUUAAUGUAUAGAUUUUUUUUUUUUUUUUUACCUGCCACUGAACUUACUUUUAGUUUUUCGGGAUCAGAAGGAGAAAAAAGUUCCCACCUGGUGUGUGAAUUUGUAAAAGUCAAGUUGACGAGCUGCUUCCUUAAAUAAUGCAAAUGAAGAAGAGGGUUUGAAGUAGAGUCCAACCGACAUGGGGGAGAAAAAGAUUUCAGAGGUAACGGUCGAUAUAUUUAUUUUUUUAAAUUGGCUCAUUUGGAUGUUCAUCAAACUCGUAUGACAAAGAAAUGUUACCGAGGCUUGAUGUUUUAUAGCGUGACCAUAAUUUCUAAAUAAUUGAACAAUUAUUAUAAAUAACUAUGAAAAAAAAAAACUGAAAUACAACAAAAUGCACUUAUUUUCUGCAUUUAAAAAUAACUCUGUAAAAUAACACAAACGCAGAUACCGAUGUGUCGGUAAAAGGCUCAUCUCCUUUGAUUCUUAUCGCCCAACCAUUAAAUCGGUCGGACUCUACUUCAAAGCCAACAGCAGCCGGCUCAGUCACGUCUGCCUCUGUUUUCUACCUGCAAAUAUGAAGGAUUUCUGUUUUUGAUGAUUUGAUUUGUGCUGUGUGCACUGACUGAAGAGAGAGGGAGAGCCGCUGUGCACGCCGGCUGUUUCUGCAGUGAUCUUUUACUCUAAUUUCAUUUUUUUUUACUCAGAAGAAGGCGAAAGAGCUUCACACACAAACUCUCCUGCUUUAGUUUUUUUGAUUUUAAAGGUGAAUUCAGUCGCCACAGUUCACAGGAAACACUGAAGAAGAAAAAAUCCCACCUCGCAAAAACAAAAGAAGCCGAAAUAUGAUUUAAUUUAUAAACCACUGCAUUGUUCAGUGAUUGCUCCGGCUACCGAGAUGUGGGAUGUUUCUACAGUGCCAGCUUUGCAGCUAGUUAUUGAUUUUUAUAUGCAAGGUCACUGUCAGAUGGUUUAUUUGAGGGUUCGUAGAGUUUGCAGUGAGUUGAGGUUCACUCUGAUAAUGAAAACGCAGGCGGGUAGUUGUUAUUAUUGCACUUUCAAUUAUCAUGUGGAAGCAGUCUAUUUUCUGGUAGUAGAGUCUGUCCGUGUGUAACGUGACCCAGCAGUGGAAGAGUUUGUGUUUUAAUGGAGUGAACGUGUCACCACCUGUUCCCUUUUUCACGUGAACUAAACUAAAGCUGGACACAAAACAAAACAAGCUCUCGACCCAGCGACUGUAAAUAAGAAUAUGACUGUUUCUCCUCAGUUACAUGUUUUAUAGCUUGUGUUCACAAGUGAUUUAUUUGUGUGUAAGUGACGCUGUUCCCUUUAAAUCUGUCCCUGACUGAAGCGACACCUCUAAAUUUCCUCUGUACGAUGACGUCGCACAAAGAGAUUAAAUCUCUGUUUAUCUGUUCAGAAUUUCUUCCAGUUACUGUUUGAGACAUUUUACUUGAUUUAUACAGUUUGUAUUUGGUUUAUUUCCCUUUUGCCAAAACAGUUUGGAAAUUGAAAAUAAAUGUCACAGUCUCAUCACA